Messenger RNA from Lecanosticta acicola, 837 nucleotides. The record is from the annotation of a GenBank genome assembly. NCBI's taxonomy places the organism in Eukaryota, Fungi, Ascomycota, Dothideomycetes, Mycosphaerellales, Mycosphaerellaceae.
AUGGACCAAGAAACCAACUCCUACGUCACAAACGUCUUCGGCUACUAUUCCAUCCCCUGCAACGACUUCCGCACACACCUCUUCCACGCCCUCCAAAUCUUCAACACCCACGGCAUCCCCACGUGCAUCUUCAAGCACGCCGAACCGGCCUCCCUCUCCCCCGUCUACGACUCCCGCACCCGCUGCGCCGCCAUCCUCGACGGCAACCACCACAACAAACACCUCUGUCAGGCCUUUGACCGCUUCUGCUACCACGUCGAAGACCCCGGGUUGGAGGCGGCCGAUUGGCAGUUGCGGCAGGAAUUGGUGCGGUUUGCGCGGCUGUUGCUGUGCGAGGCGCAUCGGCAGGAGAUGACGACGCCGGUGCUGCUGGGGGAUCUGGCGGAGAAGGUGACGGUUUGUCGGAAGAGGUUUAUUCUCAGGGAGCGGGGGGGCGGUGGGUAUGCUUCCCUCUCGGGGAGGAAGGAGGGCAGGGGAGGAGAUCAUCAUCACCAUCAUCAUCAUCAUCAGAGGCAGAAAUCGAGGUUCUCGAGUCUCUUCAUGACUCCGAGGAAGUCGGGCGAGCAGCAGGAGUUCGAGCAGCACGGAGACCGGAGCGCUUCGCCAUCGUCGGGAGAGGAAGGAUCCUCGAAUGUGAGAAGGUCCGUCUCGGAGAAGCAGACGAUUCGGCCAAUGUCUUCAUCUCCGGACAUGCAGGGCUUGCAGAGCCCGAGGCAUGCUUCUAUAGAUCUGACGUUCAGAGACUCGCGGUCCAAGGAGAGACACUCGGUAGGAAGGGCGUCGGCGCUCAUGACCAAGUUGAGUCCUGCACAGAAGUCAAGAUGGGAAGUCGAUUGA